Molecule: messenger RNA, 2293 nt
Organism: Antechinus flavipes (yellow-footed antechinus)
Lineage: Eukaryota; Metazoa; Chordata; Mammalia; Dasyuromorphia; Dasyuridae
Gene: GPR137
Product: G protein-coupled receptor 137
Exons: 8
Coding region: 850-2043 (397 amino acids)
Biological process (GO): regulation of autophagy; positive regulation of TORC1 signaling; negative regulation of osteoclast differentiation
Cellular component (GO): lysosomal membrane
Source: RefSeq, a predicted model, not a curated record
GGCGCCCGAGGGAGGCCUCGACAUUCAUCCCGGAGCCCAGGGCAGAGACCCUGGACCCAACCGGACAGACCCCGGGCACCCCCUCCGGGGAGAGCCCACCACGAGCGGGACGCGAGCUGGACAGAGACCCCCAGCCCUCGGGGUCCCAGAAGACCCCCACAUUGCAUCCCGUGGCGUGGAGACCCCAGGCCUGCUAAUCUUCCGGGGGGCCUGGGACAGGGGGAGACGUCUCACCCGUUAGGCGAUCCCAGAGUUCACAGAGAGAGACCCCCAGAGAUCCAGGCUGGCAUCUUAGCCUCGGGAGACCCCCAGACUCCAAAGAAUCUGGAGGAGACCCCUGGGAGACAGUGUAGACUCUGACUCCCCUCCCCCUGCAAUAGACAGAGCCCUAGACCCUGACUGGCAUCUUAGCUCGGGGUCACCCCCAGGUCCCCCAGAACUAGAAGAGGCCUCAGGGAGUCAGUGCAGACAGCUGCCCCCUCCCCCUGCAAUAGACAGGCCCUUAGACCUGAGACUGGCAUCUAGGGCGGGAUCACCCCCAGGCCCCCCCAAAUCCGGAAGACACCUCUUGCAGUGAGUGCAGACACCCCUCCCCUCCCCCUUCAAUAGACAGGCCCUUAGACUAACCCCAGAGACCCCAACUGGCAUCGUAACUUCUGGAGACCCCAGAGAAUCUGGAGGAACCCUCUGAGAGUCAGUGCAGACACCCUGCCCCCUUCCCCUGCAAUAGACAGACUCGCUCCCCAGCCCUAUAACUGUGGGGGACCCAACCCACGGGGCCGAGACCCCAGACCCAGGAGAGAAAGAGAGAGACCCUGAUACUUGGGAAGGGAGGCCUCCUCGCCCGGCAUGGAGGGCAACCUGUCGGGGCUGGUGCCCGCUGCGGGGCUGGUGCCCGCGCUGCCCCCCGCCGUGACUCUGGGGCUGACUGCUGCCUACACCACGCUGUACGGCCUGCUCUUCCUCUCGGUCUAUGCCCAGCUCUGGCUGGUGCUGCUCUACGGGCACAAGCGGCUCAGCUACCAGACGGUCUUCCUGGCGCUGUGCCUGCUCUGGGCCGCCCUGCGUACCACCCUCUUCUCCUUCUACUUCCGCGACACGGCUCGAGCCAACCGCCUGGGCCCCCUGCCCUUCUGGCUGCUCUACUGCUGUCCCGUGUGCCUGCAGUUUUUCACCCUCACCCUCAUGAACCUCUACUUUGCCCAGGUGGUGUUCAAGGCAAAGACAAAGCAGCACCCCGAGAUGAGCCGGGGCCUGCUGGCCGUGCGGGGGGCCUUCGUCGGGGCCUCCCUGCUCUUCCUGCUGGUGAACGUGCUGUGUGCCAUGCUGUCCCGCCGGCGCCGGACGCAGCCCUGGGCCCUGCUGCUGGUGCGCGUGCUGGUGAGCGACUCGCUCUUUGUGAUCUGCGCCCUGUCCCUGGCUGCCUGCCUCUGCCUGGUGGCGCGGCGGGCCCCCUCCACCAGCAUCUACCUGGAGGCCAAGGGGACCAGCGUGUGUCAGGCCGCGGCCAUGGGCGGGGCCAUGGUUCUGCUCUAUGCCAGCCGGGCCUGCUACAACCUGGCGGCCCUGGCGCUGGCCCCCCACAGCCGGCUGGACUCCUUCGACUACGACUGGUACAACGUCUCUGACCAGGCUGACCUGGUGAAUGAUCUGGGGGACAAGGGCUACCUGGUCUUCGGUCUCAUCCUCUUUGUGUGGGAGCUGCUGCCCACCACCCUGCUUGUUGGCUUCUUUCGGGUCCACCGGCCCCCGCAGGACCUGAGCACCAGCCGCAUCAUCAACGGACAGGUCUUCACUUCUCGCUCCUACUUCUUUGACCGGGCCGGACAUUGCGAAGAUGAAGGAGGACCCUGGGAGCACGGCCGGGGAGAGAGCACCAGCCUGUCGGGGAGCCUGGGGGCUGGCAGCUGGUACGGUGCUAUUGGGCGGGAGCCCGGCUGGUGUGUGGGCAGCCAGAGCCGAAGCGCGCCCCUCCUGUUCUCCCAGGUGGCCGGGCCUGCCGGCCACCAUCACCACAGCCUCUACUCCACCCCGCAAACAUGAGCUCCCCGCAGCCUGGGCUAGGGCGGGGCGCCCCUCCUCCAGACGGCCCCUUCUUGCCUUCCUGCCUUCCGCAGCCCUGCCCUCUGCCCUCUGCCCUUUGCCCCUGCCAAGUCUGCAGCUUCUAGUGCUGGGUCCAGCUCCUUAGCUGCUCCUCUCGGAGUGAGCUUCUGCCUCCUGCUGGGGGCGCCACACGGAGCCCGCUACCUCUCUGUGCCUGCUGCUCAAUAAACAGUGCCCGUGCCCCUUGGAA